UUUGUUCUGUAUGAUUCCAUGGAUAUUUAGAUUGCUCCAAUGGAAGAUGAGAUUUGCACUAAGCCUAACUAUCAUUGAUUAUUGAAUAUUAUAGCAUUGUGAGUUUGUUCUUUUUAAUGUAUGCAUUUUGUCGGUGAGUCGUGACUUGUUGGUUAACUAACUUAAAUUGAAAUUAUAAAAGUCAUCGGUUCAAAUCUCACUUGCGUAUAUGUGUAAGGGCGAGGUGGGUUAUGCAGUUAAGUACUCAGGUGUUAUCGUCACUCAAAUAGGCGGCUAUAUAAUAAUAGUAUGUUAUAGUAAUUUAGUUCUGAUAAUCCAUACUUCUUAGUUCUAUAUACCUCCAGCCCUCUAAGUUUAAUUACCUCAUCAUAUGCAUACAAUCUGGUUUUGUUCAGUGGAGCUGAGGAAUGUCAUCACUUGGAUCGAGUUAUUGUGCAAAAUGGUUCUGAUGAGGAACUUGAUGAACCAAAUAGCAAACAUGGGUAGCCAAGACACAUUGCACCAAUUUUGGAACUCAUCACUUAAAGCCAUGAAUCAAACUCAAGAUUCAAGUGCUGGAGUUGGAUACCAUACUGGAAGUGAUGGCUUAAGCUUCAUAGAGAAUCUGCUCAUGUUGUUAGACAACUCAUCUCCACCAACAUGGUUUCUUUUGCUCUGUAAAUGGUGCCAUCUUUGCCAGGCCAAGUAUGAAUCACAUGUUGAAUUGGGUGAAAGAAUACCACAGAUGGUAGGAACUGGUCAGAUCAGGUUGACCAAACUCAUAUUGAUGCCAGACGGUGACUGCACAUGGCAAAGCAAGAACUGCAGCUUAGAUCGUCUUCCACAUAGAACCUCUCUGUGUAAUCUCUGGUCUUAUGAUGGAUUUUUAUUAGGUGUCAUUCAUGGUGAUGAUCAUGAUCAUCAAUGUUCUUAGGAUCUCUCAGUCCUAUAUAUGACCUUGUAGCUACUGAGAAGAGUUCCCCUUUGCAACUUCAAGUCAUUUGUGGUCAUUCUUGACCACACUGCUACUGUCUGCCCCUAUUGUCCUGAUGAUCACAGAUAUCAGAAACAAUAUGAUGGGAAGACUUUCAUACAUGUCAAUUUUAUAGCUUUUGUUGUUGUGAGCAAGAAUCUCUUUGAUAUGGUGCUCCAAUUUGCUUUGUAUUGUGUAUUUUUUGCAAUUUAGAGAGAGAUUUUUCUUUUCAGUUCUGAGUUUCCCUUCACUUCUGUAUUAGUGUAUUACUGAAGCAGUGAGGCGUGUACUAUCAAUAAUUCUCUCAACCUCAGUUGAUCAUUCAAAGUAUAUUUAC
Molecule: messenger RNA, 1289 nt
Organism: Fragaria vesca subsp. vesca
Lineage: Eukaryota; Viridiplantae; Streptophyta; Magnoliopsida; Rosales; Rosaceae
Exons: 2
Coding region: 371-913 (180 amino acids)
Source: RefSeq, a predicted model, not a curated record